AUGAGUGAACGUCUUCCACUUUCUCCUUUUGAGUUUGAAUCAGAUAUUUCUGAUAAUGAAGUGAAUCCAUAUGAUCAAUUAUCAAUUUUCGACACUGUUUCCCAUAUGGAUGAAGACGAGGGCCACCAGCAACAAGAUCACCUCCUCAAUCAUUCACUCGUUCAAAUGUGGGAUAUGACUGAGGAAUCAGAUGAUUUUCCCAAUGAAGGCUCAAUGCUGAUCAGUCACUCAUCCACUCUCACUGCUCACCACAUGAGUUAUGACCACGACACCAUCUUGGGUGAGGGUAGUAAUAUGUUAAUGGUUCCUAUUAAGACAACUUCUGCCACUACUAUUGAGAAUGGUUCUAUGCACGAAAUUCAACAUACCAUCUUCUCAGAGGAGGAAUACUCCCAGGAAUUGAAUGGUACCACCAACUGCUCAACUCUCAAUGACUUGAAAAGUGUUUCAAGUUCACAGAGAAAGUUGUUCAGACCAGCAACAAUCACCUCUUCUUCUUCAACAACUCAAGAUGAGUCAGAGUUGAAUAUCAAGAAUAACAUUUAUCAAACCAUUUGUCCUCAUCUUUUCUCAACUGAGGAGGUUCUUGUUGAGGGAGAUGCUGGUGAUCAAUUAUUGCAGUCCUCACCAGUAAGCGAAUCCUUACUUGCAACUCCUCUUUAUCAAGCCUCCAUUAUUAAAGAGGAAAAUGAGAUUUCAAUGAUGAAUACAACAAGUAAUCCAAUAGUUUAUGACGAAGAGACGGAUGAGCCAAGUGAAGAUGGGAACGAUAGCUUCUACGAUCACUGCUCGACCACUUCUGAUGACAGCUCUGAUUUUGAUUACAUGGAAGUAAAGAAGAGAAAGACUUCAACGAAGACUUCCAAAAAGAAGGUUGCCGAAACAAAGCCUCAAAAGAAGAAGAAGAUGGAGUCACCUUCCAAAUCAGCACACAAUACUGAAAGAGAAUCAAAGAGAAAGUCAUCCAAAAAGAUUGGAAGCAAGAAGGACAAAUCAUUGAGCUCAAAUGGUACUCCAGUUGCUGAAGGAGAUAUUAGAUAUGUCUACUCUGGUGGUUUCUUAAAUGUCAGACUUAAAAUGCCUGCACAGUGCAAAGGAUUGGGUUUAGGAAUAGUUCCUGCCUGUAAACCAGCAUUCUAUUAUGAAGGAAAGAAUAUGGUAAAUGACACAUCCGAUUCUGCCAAGUUUACUGUUGUUGUUGAGGCUGUCAAUUGUCCUGAUGAUUUUGAUGUUAGCAAAAUUGAUUUAGUGGUCUUAUCUUGUUCUAGUAAGGAUAGAGGAGAUAACUUGAAAGAAAUUGAAAGAAUUACUGAUGUAGAUGGGUCAUUGGACUCAACCACCUCAGUCCAUUGUAUGCUUUCAAAUGAUCCAUCAGGAAAUGAGCUCUUGAAGAUCAAUGAUUCUGACAUUAGCGACGACUCAAACAAGAUUUCAUAUAAUUGUAGUAUUACCACAUCCAACAAUCAUAGUGAUUGGCACGUUAAACAUAAUUAUUAUAGAAUAUUAGUUACUGCCAACAACGGUUCCGUAAUUGGUGGUUUGAGUGUUCCUUUCAAAGUUGCAAAGAAUGCAAGUGCAACCAGCUCAGCACUAAAAACCAAUGUUGAAGGUAAAAAGAAUAGCAAUCUCAAGGUUAUUGUUAGAGUGAGUGGUUGUAAGGGAGCUCAUCACCUCACCCAAACUGCUACUAAGACUUUCUUUGAUUUUGAGGGAAUUAAAUACCAGGUUUCACUUACGAGAGUAGAAAUUAAUGAAUAG
This is a messenger RNA of Naegleria gruberi, 1758 nucleotides long. RefSeq lists its product as uncharacterized. The record is from RefSeq and is a predicted model, not a curated record. Bases 1 to 1758 code for a protein of 585 amino acids. The transcript has a single exon. NCBI's taxonomy places the organism in Eukaryota, Heterolobosea, Eutetramitea, Acrasida, Naegleriidae.